AUGGCCACAUUGAAAUCGGAUUUAGACGAUUAUUUACUUCAAAAUGAAAGCCGUCGAAGUUAUAAAUUCAAUUUACCCUUUUCGACGUCGAACUUUUUUACCAGAAGUAAUGAGGAAACUCCUACCAGCACGAGCACUACAGCCUCUUGGUUUGAAGAAGUACAGAAGGAAUAUUUCACACUGACUCGAACACAGCGGUUUAUGGGCUUCGGUAUCUGUUUAUUCUUUGGCAUCCUAUGUUUCAUAUUGUCAUUUUUGUAUAUACCUAUUCUUCUACUACAAGCAAGGAAGUUUGCAUUGCUGUUUACUCUGGGAAGUCUCUUUUUUAUUUUUAGUUUCAGUUUUCUCUGGGGGCCUUGGUCACAUCUCAAAUCUCUAUUUUCAAAGGAGAAAGCACUAACAACAUGUCUGUAUGGCUCAACUCUAAUUGCCACUUUGUAUUGUGCAUUGCACCUACAAAGUACACCAUUGACAGUCAUCUGUGCCGUGGGUCAAGUACUGGCUUUGCUUUGGAUGAUGAUGGGGUCAAUACCGGGUGGCGCAUCUGGAGCAAGAUUGUUUGGAAGCGUGUUUAAAUCAUCCGUGUCCAACACACUACCCAUAUAA
Pieris macdunnoughi is the source of this 606-nucleotide messenger RNA. The record is from the annotation of a GenBank genome assembly. NCBI's taxonomy places the organism in Eukaryota, Metazoa, Arthropoda, Insecta, Lepidoptera, Pieridae.